Drosophila guanche is the source of this 2502-nucleotide messenger RNA. It is a transcript of the gene eas, whose product is annotated as ethanolamine kinase. Lineage: Eukaryota; Metazoa; Arthropoda; Insecta; Diptera; Drosophilidae. The record is from RefSeq and is a predicted model, not a curated record. Gene Ontology annotation, cellular component: cytoplasm. Gene Ontology annotation, molecular function: ethanolamine kinase activity. Gene Ontology annotation, biological process: phosphatidylethanolamine biosynthetic process. Bases 573 to 2120 code for a protein of 515 amino acids. The transcript is spliced from 5 exons.
AACAAUGAAACAACAAAAUAGUGUCGAAUUUUUUUCUAAAUUCUGAAAAGUCCGUUGAUUAAUUUGUUAAAAAAAAACAGAUAAUAUCGCCCUCAAAAAAAUAUUUAAGAAAAAUAUAUUCAACAUCCCUACAGUUCGCCGAGUCGGAAGUCGGAGUUGUGUGCAUAGAAGUUUGAGGAAAGAGCCGAAAAACGAAAAAUCGAACAAGGCGGAUAGCGAGAAACGCAAAAUUAACACAUCUGCUUGCCAUACAAAAAAAAUAACCAAAAACCAAACCAAACCAACCCAAGACCAAGACCAAGACCGCCUUACAUCGUGCAUCGCAUCGCACUCUACGUCGUCCUCUGUCCGUUCUCCCACCCCCCCUGUAUUGCCUGUUCUUCGAAAAGCGAGCAACAGCAGCAGCAGGCCCCAAAAUCAAUAAUCUGGUUGUGUGGUUUUCGCGGCUUUUUUUUUGUGUUUUCUUUCAAAAACAAUCAAUACCCGAAGGUAACGUGUGUAGAAACAAAAUCUAACAAUUCCACCUCUCAGUGUGCGUUUGCGUUUGCGUUCGUUGACGCUUGACAUAUUGAAUGGGCACAGAAACCAAGAGCAACAGUUACACAGGACAGAUUUCAACAAGUGGCGGCAAUCCAAAAGUGAUGAAAGAUUCUUUAUCCUUAGUUCGUCAAACGGUCAAUCAGCAAUCGCAAUCGAAUCAGAAUCAAUAUCAAAACGAUACCGAUAACGAUAACCAUUUGAAUUCAAACUCAAAAUCGUAUUCAAACGCAACCAAAACCAACCAACCAGAGACAAACCACACGGAGAAGAACAUAUCGCCAUCGACCAACGAAUCAAAGAAGAUUAUUGUACCCUUUGUGCCCAUUUUCGUUGAGGAGGCUGAUGUAAUUCAAGGGGCAAAAGAGCUAUUGAAGGUUAUACGACCGAACUGGGAUCUCGCCCACGUUGAAUUUAAGAGUUUUACUGAUGGCAUCACAAACAAACUGGUUGGUUGCUUCCACAAGCCAACAACCAAACUGAAGAGGAGCGAUGAGAAGGACGCCGAUGACAAAGAACAACAAGAGCCAUAUGUACCCCCCAUCAAAGUUGAGGAUCAUCCAGCAGUGCAGGAGGAGGACAAGGACGAGGACGAGGAGGAGUUUACGGCGAAUGGGGAAACAGAUGGCCUACCUCUACAGUACUCCGAUAACGUAGUCCUGGUCAGGGUAUAUGGAAACAAAACGGACCUACUGAUCGAUCGGAAAGCUGAAACGCAAAAUUUUCUACUAUUGCAUACAUACGGCCUAGCGCCAUCGCUCUAUGCAACAUUCAAGAACGGCCUCGUCUACGAAUACGUACCUGGUACCACCUUAAAUACUGAAAGUGUUCUGUGUCCAGAGAUUUGGCCCUUGGUUGCUCGUCGCAUGGCUGAAAUGCAUCGUAAGGUUAGAAAGAAUGUUGGAGAUAUAGUAGGAGGUGCUGCCAGUGCCAGUGCCGAUGCGGUUGCGGAUGCAGCUAAACCAUUGCCAAUGAUAUGGACGAAAACGCAAAGCUUUCUUGAUUUAGUACCUGAACGUUUUACCGAUGCUGAGAAACACAAAAGAGUGAAAGGAACAUUUUUACCUAUUUGUCGACUGCGUGAGGAAUUCAACAGCUUGUACAAAUAUCUGGUGGCAUUAGGCAGUCCAAUUGUUUUCUCACACAACGACCUACUGCUGGGCAAUGUCGUCUACACGAAAUGCAUGAAGACGGUCAACUUUAUUGACUACGAGUAUGCCGACUAUAAUUUCCAGGCCUUCGAUAUUGGCAAUCAUUUCGCGGAGAUGUGCGGUGUCGAUGAGGUGGACUAUACGCGAUAUCCGAAGCGUGAGUUUCAAUUGCAAUGGCUGCGCGUCUACCUCGAGGAGUAUCUGCAGCGUACGAAUAUACAGAGCGAAGAGGUUGACCUGCUUUACGUGCAGGUCAAUCAGUUUGCCUUAGCAUCGCAUAUCUUCUGGACAGUGUGGUCCCUAUUACAAGCCGAGCAUUCCACUAUCGAUUUCGAUUAUGUAGGCUAUGCGUUUCUUCGCUACAAUGAAUACUUGGCCAGGAAGGAGGAGUUUUUAUCAUUGACUGCUGCAUCGCAGAAGAACAAUAAAUGAGUUCUCUCCCUCUCACUAUAUAUAUAUAUAUAUAUAUUUAUUUAUAUAUUAUGUGCCCCCAGUGAUAUAUGUGUGUAAACUAAGGCUGGCAACGGGUCUCAAUGUUAUACAUAUGUAUAUAUACUAUAACGUGUGUGCGUGUGUGUUCACAAAACAUCUGAAAAACCAAAACCAAUCUUAAAUUAGUGUCGUACUCGUGCCAGCCUUAUAAUAUGUAUAUACAUAUAUAUAUAAAUAUAUAUAUAUAAAGAAUUUGUAUAUGUUCUUUAAUUUGUAAAUUGAUAUUUUGUAGUCAUAAAUAAAAACAAAAAUUCAAAGUAAUAUACUUUAAAACAUAUACACACAAACAAAACAUUCUAUUGCACUCCGAAUGUUUUAUGGC